AAACAUACUGUCCUGCUGCAUUUCAGCCAUUGUUGGAGCUUUUACUGAAGAGGAACGGGGAUGCAGAGGGAGAUGCUUUAAGAGCAAAGCGCACUGGAUCUAUCAGUUCAUCUUUGGGUGAGCAGAAGUUUUUUUUUUUAUUAUCGCAUGACUCUCACGGGACUCCUGUUUACUGCCUUUUACGCACAGCGUAAUGAAAGCCAGCACAGGCAGUACUAUUAGAGCCAGUGUAUGCCACCUUCUCCAGUGUUUCUCCGGAUGGAUACCGGACCCGCCUCCCCUCCUUCCUCCAUGGUGGUCGGCCCUUCCUCGCUGUGGCGGCUGGCUGAGAGGAGGAGCCGGAAGGCUGGCUCGGCGAACAUUUUCAGCAACGUGAAUCUGUGGCAGCUCCAGAGACUGUUCAGGGCAGCGGGGGAUCAGGAUGCGGAGCAGAGGGCCCAGCUGGUUUGGGGUCACAGAGAUGAGGCAGAACUGGCUCAGGCCUUGAUAGGACUGAGGGCCCGAAGUCACAGGAGAGGGCUGAGGGCUAACGGGAGAGAGGCGCUGGGCUCACACUGGCUACGAGCCUUCAAUCACCUCAGGAUCGGGGAAAGCUCGCCAAGCAGCCAGGGAAAGGAUCCAGGUGAUGACAGUGAUCCCGAGGCAGGAGCACACAGCAGUCCAGAGCCUUGCCGACACACUUCCAUAGGGACAACAGGAAGAGGUACAGGGGCCACAGUGGUACUAACUGAGAGCCAGGGCCCUGCAGGGACUUCUGAGAGACCAGUCAGGACCAGCUCAGGACUGAGGAGAGGAGGAGAGAACAACCCAGAGAGAUACCUCCACAGAAUACUCCACUGACUUGACCAAAACACUCUGAGAUGCAAAAAUAACUUUCAGCCUGUGAGUCUCGCAGCACUCCUUCAUUCUGCACAGCUUGCGUGUCUCUCCUGAGUACAGUGUUCACAAACUUGAGCCAGGUUGAAUUAACUUCUUCUUCUUUACAAGUAACGCUGUAUUGCAGGUUGAAAGAAUGGAAUAGUUUCUUAUAAUGCCAUAAUAUCUGGUCUUUUAAUGGCACUGAUCAGAUGGCUGUAUACUGAUACUGCACUGUAAUUUGUUACGCACACAUAUCUCUACCUGAAUAAUGAAGGCAGUCCAAACCUCUGACUGUAUCUUGUGGUUACCUCUCAAAACUGCCUUAUGUGUUCUCCAUCCACACUGAAUAUCAUGGACAGUGAUGUGGUGUUUAAGUAGUUUUAUCAUUGAUUGGAGUUAGUGUUGUGAUCACUUUGUGAAUAAGCCAUCAUAACCUUAUUUGAACUAUAAGGCUGAAAGCACUGAUAUCAUAAUGCACUGGUUCCCAACCUGGAGGUCCCAAACCCCAUUAAGGGUCGCCAAAGCUUGAUGGGGGGGUCGUUAGGCAUUCUUGAUUUUAAGGAUUGUAAGAAAACGUUUUAAAAAGAUAUACAGUAGGCCUAUAUCUUAGCAUUUUAUUCAUUUCUGUGAAGAAAACUGAAGUGAAUUGUCAUAUUUAAAGUUCAGAUUAUUAUUAAAGAUAUAAACUGAAAAAACCUCACAGGACAAGGGCACAGCGAAGUUCUGGGGUCUCAUUUAUAAACAUUGUGUAUGCCCUAAACAAGGCCUGUAAGGAGUGUAUGCCACGAAUUUGUGAUCCAUAAAAAUAGACUUGAUGGAAGAAAAUUUGACCAGUGCUUCUGAACAUUUUGGAGACAGGCUUUUGUCCAUAUGUUCAUUUUUAGUAUGGAUCCUACGCAAUGUUUUAUAAAUGAGACCCCUAAACACAAGUUAUAUUCACAAAGACUUCACUCUCUGCUAAACCGCAUCAUCCUGCAUUAGAAAAGUAUACAGUUAAAACAACCAAAGUGCUAAAAGAACAAUGGCCAAGGGUCCAGGAGAAGAAAAACAAGCCCAUUAAGUAUGUGUGAUUGUGCAAAACAGAACAAAAAACUAUAUGGACAAAAGAAUCGUAUGAGAAGUUACCAAAAAUAUCACUAAAUCUAAUCUCUGAUGCAAUAUUCACAGGAAAUAAUCUGCCCAAAAUGAAACUAGAUAGCUCAUUUACAGACCUUCCUGCAGAUAUUGUGUUUACUAUUUGCUUUAACUGGACAGUUCAUCAAUUUAUCAGCUUUUAUGCAUUGAGCCAUAGAUUAGCAGUAAAAUAUGUGACUUAAUCAGGGGAGAAAAGGGGUCCCGAAAAGGUUGGGAACCACUGUUAUAAUGUGUGGCUGCACUGUGGAUGUGCUUAUCAAUAAUUACAUCUACUUCCUGUACCACAACAGCCAGAUAUGUAGAUACGUGACUUUUCAGCUGUACCCACUGUGUCCCUGGUUGUAGGUAUGGUACUUAACGCAACACUAAAAAUGUUUAAGAGUGCAAUGGAAGCAAUGUUAGAUGUCAUGGCAUGUAGAAAUGCAUGUCCAUGUUGCACACACUUACGCAUGAUGACUCAGUAAGAAUAACUUCUGCCAGUCACUGGUUUGUAGCGAUUAAAAACAAGUGUCAGAUGGUUGACGCAGCCCAGAGACCAAAAAUAAUGAAUAUCAGCUGCAAGGCCAAACUCAACAAAUGUCACUCGCUGUCCAGGGAAAGACAAACUUGAAAAAGUAAUGAUGUCAUGUUAAAUUGUUCAUAGUCACAGUGUGAAAACCCACUCUGCCUAUGACAGACUGUAAGUCACUAACUUUGAUGAAGCUUUUUGAUAAUACUGUUUGAUGUGUCAUUUUUAAGUUUGUGGUAAUAAAGAAGUGAGUCUUUG
Epinephelus fuscoguttatus (brown-marbled grouper) is the source of this 2758-nucleotide messenger RNA. RefSeq names its product arginine vasopressin-induced protein 1-like. The transcript is spliced from 3 exons. NCBI's taxonomy places the organism in Eukaryota, Metazoa, Chordata, Actinopteri, Perciformes, Serranidae. Bases 232 to 840 code for a protein of 202 amino acids. The record is from RefSeq and is a predicted model, not a curated record.